AUGCUCGGGUCUCGUCUCCUCGCCGCCCUCUGGGGCGCGCUAUGCUUCCUAUUGGGCCCGGCGGCGGCCUUUACCAACCCGAUCCGCAGCUCGGGCGGCAGCGACCCCUUUCUCGUCUACACGGGCGGCUACUUUUACCUCAUGACGACGACGUGGACCGACGUCGAGAUUGCGCGGGCCACGACGAUUGACGGGCUCAAGACGGCGACCAAAAAGGUCGUCUACAGCACCUCUACGGCGUCGCGCUGCUGCAAUGUCUGGGCGCCCGAGGUUCACUACUUUGACGGGACAUGGUAUAUCUACUAUACCGCUGGUGAUUCGGCUGAUUUGGAUGGCCAGAACAUCCAUGUUCUCAAGGGCGGCGCGACACCAUACGAUAGUUUCACCUACGCCGCACAGCUGACCAGCCAAUGGACCAUUGACGCCUCGAUCCUGCGGACGAGCGCCUAUGGCAACUUUCUCAUGAGCUCGUGCUUCAACGGCAACACGUACCAGUCCAUCUGCCUGCAGAAGCUGGGGUCCGACUACAUCUCGGUGACGGGGUCCGUGUACACCAUUUCGCAGCCGACGGAGUCGUGGGAGACGGUCUCGUACCCCGUCAACGAGGGGCCCGCGGCCCUCUACUACGGCGGCAAGACGUACAUAAGCUACUCGGCCUCGUACUGCUGGUCGGCCUCGUACUGCCUCGGCCUGCUGACCUGGGACGGCAGCACCAGCCCCACGUCGGCGUCGGCCUGGACAAAGUCGAGCGGCUGCGUCCUGGCCAGCGCCAAUGGCAACUACGGCACGGGUCACAAUGGCUUCUUUCAAAGCCCCGACGCCACGCAGACUUGGAUCGUCUAUCAUGCCACCUCGAAUAGCGCCGGGGCUUGCGAUGAUUCGCGGUAUACCAUGGUUCAGCUAUUGGGCACGCACUCGGAUGGCUCACCCAAUUUUGGUACGCCGGUGGACUUUGCGCAUGUUUAUAGCGAACCUAGUGGAGAAUGA
Molecule: messenger RNA, 987 nt
Organism: Pestalotiopsis fici W106-1
Lineage: Eukaryota; Fungi; Ascomycota; Sordariomycetes; Amphisphaeriales; Sporocadaceae
Exons: 2
Coding region: 1-987 (328 amino acids)
Biological process (GO): carbohydrate metabolic process
Molecular function (GO): hydrolase activity, hydrolyzing O-glycosyl compounds
Source: RefSeq, a predicted model, not a curated record